UCCCUUUACGACCAACGACGGCGGCGACUCAGACACCGGACAGGACGAACUUCGCGCGAUUUGUUCGACGACGUCGACGCACUUACACAUGGUCUCGCUCACCGCCGUUCCGCCGCCGCGUUCAGUAUAACUUUAUUUGCGAGUUAGCGAUCACGCUCAGUUUUCGCUAAGCCGUCCGACCGAGACGAACCUUUUGGAUCACUUGUUCUCGAUCAGUACUUAUUGGGGUUUAGUUAAGAAGAAGAAGAUCAGUUAGAGAUAUCUUGGCGUUCAGCAAGUUGUGGCAAAAAAUCGGCAUCCGAAGAACUUAAUAACGGGGGUUCUUGCUUUUAGUUUUUUUUUUUUGCAUGGAUAAAUGGGUGAAGGUGAUCGUGUUCAAAGAGUUCUGAAUGAAUGAUUGCUUCUUGGCGAUCGAGUAUCCGUCCAUCAUCUGCCGUGUGUGUAGUUGGAUAACUUUCCGAGCCGGCUUCAAUCUCGGUAGUGUGAUGCUACUGACAGAGUUUACCGCUUGACAUUGAUGGUUUGGCUGUGUCGAAGAUCAUUUGAGUGAGAAAAAGUGUAUCGUGAUAAUUUCGAUCAUCCUAGCGAGAAAUUGCUUACGUUGCAAAAAAAACUGGUCCGGUGGACACAAAGCAGAACCAAAGGCGUGUGAAAGUUGAAGUAAUUUCGCGGUUUUGUUAUUAGUUUACUGUGGUGAUCGCGUUUUUGUGUAUUUGCGAUAUUUAUUUACAAUUGCUGCCGGUCAGCUCAGACAACCAGUGCUCUUGUAUCGUGUCGUCAGCUGACGAGUUGAAAGUUUUUACAAAAAAAUAUCUAUAAUUAGUUCAACGACAUCCUCGACCAAACCAACCGAACGAACGGAGGCAGUUUAUUGAACAAAUGGUAGCAAUGGCGAACCCGGCCGACAAUCCGGAACCUCCGACGAUAACCACCACCACGGCCCAGGAUGACAAACUGUCGGCCAAGCCGCUCAAAUCCAGCACCGAAAGUCUCAACUCGGACACCAACGGGAACCCACUGACCCGAAAGGCUGCCAUCAUGCAGGUCACGAUGGCCAUCGUGGCCAACAUCACCAUCAUCUCGUCCGGCAUGGGACUGGGCUUUCCGUCGAUUGCCAUGAUCGAACUGACCAACUCGACCAGCUCGGUCAUGCUGACCGAGAAUCAGGCCUCCUGGUUCGCAUCGGUGACAUCGAUUCUGUGUCCAUUCGGCGGACUGCUGGCCGGCUUCCUCCUAGACAAAAUCGGUCGGAAAAAGACAUUGUAUUUCAUCAACAUCAUCUCCAUCGUCUCGUGGGCCAUCAUGGCCUUUGCCAGCAAAACGGACGAGCUGCUGCUGUUUGUCGAACUGAUGGUCGCCCGAGUGAUUAUAGGUCUCGCGAUUGGGCUUUCGAGUUCGCCCGCUUCGGUCUAUGCUGCGGAGAUAUCGCACCCUAAUCUCCGAGGACGGCUCACCCUGCUGACAGCGCUCUGCACCGGCAUCGGAAUGCUGGCGGUUUACUCGCUGGGAUACUUGUUCAAGGACGACUGGCGCUUCGUUUGCAUCCUGUGCGGAAUCUUUACGCUCAUAUCGCUCGUCUCGGUGUAUCCUAUCCCCGAGUCGCCCAGCUGGCUAGUGUCCAAGAACAAACUUCCCAAGGCGGAGAAAUGCCUCAAGAAAGUACGCGCCAUCAAGGAAAACAACCAUCCUAAGAUCCACGAAGAGUUGGACAACCUGGCGGACAACAUUGCCAGGUUCCGCGCGAAUCAGACCAGCAGCUCCAAACUGAUCAUGCUUCGCAAGCCGGAGGUUUACAAGCCACUCUCCAUCAUGUGCACGUUCUUCUUUUUCCAACAAUUUACCGGAAUUUUCGUGAUCAUCGUGUACGCUGCCAGGUUCUCCAUCGAAGCCGGUGUCAGCAUUGAUCCCUUCCUGAGCGCUGUCCUGGUUGGAUUAACCCGUGUCGUGACAACCAUCCUGAUGAGCUACAUCUCGGACAGCUUCGGCAGACGACCACCGGCACUGUUCUCCGGUUUCGGCAUGGCCACUUGCAUGUUCGGUCUGGCAGCCUGUACCGUCUACCCGGUCAAGGGAACUCAACUGGAGUGGAUCCCAACGUUCCUGCUGGUUGCGUUCAUCUUCUGCGCUACCCUGGGCUUCCUGACGCUCCCAUUCGCCAUGAUUGCCGAGAUGUUCCCAACGAAAGCACGUGGCUUCCUGGCCGGACUAACCAUCUUCGCCGGCUACACAAUGUCGUUCAUCAUCAUCAAAGUAUACCCAGCCAUGGUGCACGCCUUGGGCAAUGAGUAUGUGUUCCUAUUCUUCGGCAUCGUAUCAGUCGUUGGCAUUGGAUUCGUGUACAUUUUCCUGCCGGAAACGAAGGGCCGUACCUUGGAGGAAAUCGAAAAUUACUUCCGGGGACCGGUGGACGCCGGGGAGAUCGAACUCAAGCAGAACCAUGAUUCUAAGGUUUGAAACCGCAAACAAGAUGGCACCUUCCAAGCUGGCAUCCUGGUCACAUGCCAUUAUAUAGUAAGAACUGUGAUAUGAAGAAAACACUUACAAUGUAAGCGAAUAAAUACAAUUAGAGAACCCGAAUGUCAGUAAUCUUAGGUAACAUAGUUCGCAGAGCGCUAGGAAACUUUGUGUUGAACAAAUUGACAUGUGUUAGCCAAGGAUAGAAAUCGUAAACCAGUUAUAGAUGAAUAGUGAUUUGGUAUAGAAGCACGCAUCGUAGGCAUCAAAUAACUUGUUGCACACCCAGACAUGUAUUUACAACAAACCCACAGAUCUAUCUAUACGUUUAGGUAAAUAAUAGAACAUUGUAAAAGUUUCAAAGAAGUAAGCACACACUGCCAUUAUACAGCUCAGGUGGCAAAGUUACUUACCGUCAUCAUCAUCAUCAAUCAUGUUCGGUUGUGUUGCAGACAAAACAUGUUCUAGAAUCAAGUAAAUAAACCGUACUAUUUCAAUUAGUGCACCUCCAGGGGCACGCUGCAUGCAGGUAUCUUACGCUUAGUGUACGAAAUAAAAGACAAAUAAAACCAUUACAAAUUGA
This is a messenger RNA of Aedes albopictus (Asian tiger mosquito), 3037 nucleotides long. Its product is annotated as facilitated trehalose transporter Tret1. The transcript is spliced from 5 exons. Gene Ontology annotation, biological process: transmembrane transport. The record is from RefSeq and is a predicted model, not a curated record. Gene Ontology annotation, cellular component: membrane. The coding region runs from base 880 to 2454 and encodes 524 amino acids. Gene Ontology annotation, molecular function: transmembrane transporter activity. NCBI's taxonomy places the organism in Eukaryota, Metazoa, Arthropoda, Insecta, Diptera, Culicidae.